AUGACUAACAAGAAAUAUCUCAAAGAUUUUGAAGAGUAUCUGGCUGAUGACUUCAAUGCUGUUCGAGCUUGUUCUGAGCUAAUCAAGGCGUCUAAUGUUGAUCCAGAAUCUUCAGAACUCGACUUGGUAACGUCAAUAAAAAAGGUGGGAUAUAACAUUGACGAAGUCGAUAAAAGAAUCGAGAGCGUAAUAAAGGCAAACUCUCUAAAUUUGGUUGACGUCUUCGAUAAUCGGAAGUUAGCACAAGAGAAAAGUCGCGAGUCUUUGAGUUCCAGUGUCGAGUACUUGAGCAUGUCAUACAGUAGGCUCGAGAAAGACGUGUUGAAGCCCUACGAACAGUGCACCCAGUUGCAAGCAGCAUUGAGUAAGAUUCACCAAACCUCCAGCCUUUUAAGAGAUGUUUUGAUCUUCAUGCAUCUAGUGAGACAGAUCGCACAGAAUACUAUAUCUGCAUCCGAAAAGGAAAUACCAGAUCAAAACCUUUUAAUACUAGCUUCGAUACAUUCGCAGAUUCAAAUGGAGCUAAGCUCCAAUCCAAGCAUGAGGGCCUUGCGACUAGUUAAAAAACAUGAGUUAGAAACAGUUGGUCCUAGCCGUCGCGAAACACUCAGAGUUUUAACAGAAACACUUCUCCGGUAUUGUGGUGAAUCUUCAAAUCCUCAGGAGCAGCACGAUACCGGCCGGCUGCUUUCUGCUCUUUAUAAGCUGUCACAGAAAGAUUUCAUUAGCACAAUCGAUAAAGUGGUACAACUGAGGGUCAAUUCCAGUUGUCAAACCCUUUCUAAAACUAUAACGUCCAUCAGAAAUUUUCCACACGCCUUGCAGGAAGCCAUCGUCCAAGCCCACCAACUAGCAAAUGUAGAGGACACGCUUCGAAUGACCCCCGCGGAGAACACCAAUCUGCUUCAAGAGCACUCAUCUCACAAAAAAUAUGCGUCGCUAACUCACAUAUUUUGGAAUCGUGUUGCGAAGUCAUUUAAAAGAGAUUUCGAGAUAUCCUAUCAUAGAGGUGGCCCUGUGGGCAAAUCACUAGCCUCUAACUCCAAAAUGAUUAUUGACAGUAUUGAGGAAAUGAUAGCGCGGGAAUCUGCAAAAGGCAGGGCCGAACUAGAACAAAUGCGUGACUCUGUAUCCAUUAUACGUGUACAGACUACAAAAUGA
Molecule: messenger RNA, 1161 nt
Organism: Lachancea dasiensis
Lineage: Eukaryota; Fungi; Ascomycota; Saccharomycetes; Saccharomycetales; Saccharomycetaceae
Source: the annotation of a GenBank genome assembly